Parastagonospora nodorum SN15 is the source of this 808-nucleotide messenger RNA. RefSeq lists its product as hypothetical. Gene Ontology annotation, cellular component: ribosome; cytosolic large ribosomal subunit. Bases 1 to 648 code for a protein of 215 amino acids. Gene Ontology annotation, molecular function: structural constituent of ribosome; RNA binding. Gene Ontology annotation, biological process: translation. NCBI's taxonomy places the organism in Eukaryota, Fungi, Ascomycota, Dothideomycetes, Pleosporales, Phaeosphaeriaceae. The transcript has 5 exons. The record is from RefSeq and is a predicted model, not a curated record.
AUGGCGAUCAAGCACAACCAGCAGAUCCAGAAGAACCAUUUCCACAAGGACUGGCAACGCUACGUCCGCGUGCACUUCGACCAGCCUGGCAAGAAGAAGUCCAGACGCAACGCCCGUGUUGCGAAGGCUGCCAAGGUCGCUCCUCGUCCCGUCGACCUCCUCCGCCCCGUUGUGCGAUGCCCAACUAUCAAGUACAACCGCCGCGUCAGGGCUGGCCGUGGUUUCUCUCUCGUUGAGUUGAAGGCCGCCGGUAUCCCCCGCAAGUUCGCCCGCACCAUUGGUAUCUCUGUCGACCCCCGCCGCCAGAACCUUUCCGAGGAGGGCCUCAAGGCAAACGUCGAGCGCCUCCAGGAGUACAGGAAGCGCCUCAUCCUCUUCCCCCGCCGCAACGGCAAAACCAAGGAGGGUGACGCAUCCGCUGAGGACGUCAAGUCCGCCAAGACCGCCGAGAACGUCGUUGCCCGCGCUUCUGCCGCUCUGCCCAUCAAGAACAUCGUCACUUUCGAGGAGGGUGCUAUUGGCGACUACAAGGGCGAGGAGAACGCCUACAGGAAGCUCCGUGACGCUCGCUCCGAGGCCCGCCUUGUUGGUGUCCGCGAGAAGCGUGCCAAGGCCAAGGCUGAUGAGGCCGACUCAAAGAAGAAAUAAGCUAUCCAUUGAGUGGUGGUUCGUUUCUUUGCAAUGCCUUAUGAGAAGAGUUUCAAAAGUCAGGCUCACGAUUUGGUCAUGGGUAUUCCCAGCAUGGGCGGCGUCAACGGUUAGGUCUGUCGAUAGGACAGCAUGUGAAUGAUACCUACUUUGCAAAUGC